Anthostomella pinea is the source of this 969-nucleotide messenger RNA. The record is from the annotation of a GenBank genome assembly. Lineage: Eukaryota; Fungi; Ascomycota; Sordariomycetes; Xylariales; Xylariaceae.
AUGAAGAGAUGCAUCACUCCGACGGAGAUGAAUAGAUGCUCGACUCAGACGCCGACGCUGACCACCGAUCGAGCAACUGGCAACAGUCGCAACCACACAACCGCAUUCCUGCUUCGACCACAGGAAUGCCUGCCGGUACGAAGAUGGAAUGCCAUCGACAACGGCCGUCAAGCCGCUGACCAGGAUUCAGGCUGCUUGAUGGGUCAGCGACACCGAUCCCAGCGAGAGGCGUCGGUCAAGAAACGAGCUGUGGCCUCAAUUACAAGAACCUACAUCAUCCAACAAGUCGGGACGACGCCGGCGCGAUGCAACUCGGCCAUGGGACCACAUGGAUCAAUCGUCAUCAAGGAUGGUGUUCGUGGGCUUACCGAGUACUUGACUUCGACAGCUGCUUGUGACAAGAAAAUUCACUUGAUUCAGGCCUUCAACAUUUUCCUCAACCACUAUUCCAAGCCUGCUGGUAACCUCGCCAGCAUUAGCGUCCGUGUCGCCGCCAACCGCGUACUGGUCAAUGUCAAGGUCAGCCACGGCGCUUUCUACGACGCUGGAGCCUAUCGCUAUGCGAUCAAGUCCGCGGACCCUGACGCCGCCGGCAAAAAGCGAACUCAGAUCGUCCGACCCCUUCUUGAGACCCGGAGUGUUCAAAAGACUACUUGGGCUUUCUUCAAAGCCUGGGACGAGGAGAACCUGCGGCCGAAACGGCCACCCAGCGACCUAGAUAGGUCGUACCCUCAGCAGGCACCCGACUUGCUCAAAGACGGCGAUGCUUUGAUUGUCAUCCGUUUCCCUAAUGGCGAGAAUUAUAUCGACUGCGAUGGCAACGAGGUCAACCCUAUUCUCGCGCACGAGUUUCCCGGCGACGAGGUGGUUAUCGCUGUCACCUACCGCUCUGAGGGCGAGGAUGGGCCCGCCCUGCUCCAUCAUCGCAGUUAUCUCGCCGGUCGUCCUAACGGAACCCUGGCAAGGUGA